Molecule: messenger RNA, 2066 nt
Organism: Schistosoma spindalis
Lineage: Eukaryota; Metazoa; Platyhelminthes; Trematoda; Strigeidida; Schistosomatidae
Source: the annotation of a GenBank genome assembly
AAGCAAGGUUACCGAAUAUUGGCGCAUAAAUGGAACGCUCGAAUAACCUUACGCGCUCUGGGGAGAAACUGGAAGAAUUAAAUAACUUCAUUAAGAGAAAUAAAUCGGACGAUGCAGACUCGCUCGUAUUUUACAAUCAGGACGGGCGUUCUAAUUCUAUGUUAACGAUUGAGCCUCUAGAACCUGAAAAAAGCAGUUACUACGUUUUUUUAAAAUACCACACUUGCUAUGAUUUGCUCCCUGAAAGCGCCAAACUUGUUGUUUUAGAUACAGAACUUAGUAUCAAAAAAGCGUUUUAUGCACUCAUAUAUAACAAUGUUCGAGCUGCUAUACUGUGGGAUUCAUCCAAACAGAGUUACUCAGGAAUUCUAACGAUAACUGACUUUAUCAAGGUUUUAGUCACUUUAUAUCCUCCUGAUAGUGGGAAAAUGGAUGAAUUUGAAGAAAGUUCCAUUUCCAGUUGGAGAGAAAUCAAUAAAAAUUUCACUACAAUUCCAUUAGUUCAUGUUGCACCUGAAUGUUCAUUAUUAGAUGCAUCAAGAAUGUUAUUACAAUAUCGUUUUCAUCGAUUACCUAUUAUUGAUACAUUACAUGGCAAUGCAUUACAUAUUUUAACACAUAAACGUAUAUUAAAAUAUUUGCAUUUAAAUAGGCAUAAUUUACCUCCAGCCAAAUUUAUAUCUAAAAGUUUAUAUGAACUUCAAUUAGGCACUUAUAUACCAAAUGUUCAAACAAUUACAAAUAAUACAACAAUUAUAGAAGCAUUAAAAUUAUUUCUUAAAAAUCAAGUAUCAUGUUUACCAGUUAUUAAUGAUGAAAAUGGUCAACUUAUUGAAAUCUAUGCAAAAUUUGAUGUAAUUAAUUUGGCCAUUACACGAUCAUAUAACAAUUUGAAUGUUUGUGUAUAUGAUGCACUUGAAUUUCGUAGAUUAAAUCGAGAUCGUUAUCCAACUCCGUUGACAUGUUCAAAAACGGAUAGUUUACAAGAUGUUAUGGUGAAAAUUGUUGAAUCCGGUGUACAUCGUUUAAUUAUUGUUGAUGAGAAUAAUAAAGUUGAAGGAAUUAUCUCAUUAUCAGAUAUAUUGAAAUUUCUUACAAAUUGGUCAACUGAUCAUCAUCAUCAACAUCAACAUCAUAAUAAUAAUAAUAAUAACACAUUGAAACGAAGAACUGAUCUUGUUCGAAUUAAGAAAUUCAUUACAAAUCCAUUACGUAAUUCAUAUCAAUAAAUUACAUUAGUUUAUUAUGCAUCAUUCUAUCUUUCUUGGUCUCUCUCUCUCAUACUCUCUCUUUCUCUUUCUCUUUGUAUUCCCCUUUUUCUUCAUCAUCAAUGAGUUUAACAAUUGAUGGUUAGAAUGAAUAGAACGAUAAUAAUCAUAUGAAACUAAUUGACAAUUUUAUGGGUUAAAUCAUUAAAAUAACCAACCAAUAUUAUUAACAUUAUUGUUACUGCUGACACUAGUAACAUCAUUUCCAUUAUUGUUACUAUUCGACUUAUUGUACUACUUAUUAUCAAUACCUACUAAUCAUUACCCGCCCCCCCCAUAAUUUCCCUAUAGACAUAAUCAUUUAUUUUCUUUCAAGAUUCCUAUUCUCUGAUUUGAAAUUUGCCUUUAGUUUUCUACAAUUCAAUUUUUUUUUUCUCUUUUCAUUAUAAAAUGAAUGAUGUGAAAAUCAUCUGAUCAAUAGGAAAUCAUUAUAUAUAUAUUUUUUUUCAACUUCACUACUCACUAUGUUCUCCACUCCCUCUCCUCCUCUUCCUCCCCCUUCCUACUUCAACUCCAACUCCAACUCCUCCUCCUUGAUUCUAAUAAAUACUCUCCAAUUUGCAUAGAAUUACAAUUUUAUUCCUUAUCUGUUAUUUCUGUACAUAAAUUACUAUUAUUAUCUCAUAUAUGUGAAUAUAGUUUCAUUUAGAUAUUUAUUAAAUCUUAUUCAUAUUUCUCUCUCAAUAGAUCUAUUCUAUGCUUUUAUUAUUAGAAACAGAAACAAGAAUUGAUUUCUAUGUGUGUGUGUGUGCGUGUAUCCAUGCCUUUUUUAAAAAAAUUAUUUUAUAUUGACUGAUA